This is a messenger RNA of Sceloporus undulatus (fence lizard), 1065 nucleotides long. It is a transcript of the gene GJA5, whose product is annotated as gap junction protein alpha 5. The annotation marks the transcript as partial. The record is from RefSeq and is a predicted model, not a curated record. NCBI's taxonomy places the organism in Eukaryota, Metazoa, Chordata, Lepidosauria, Squamata, Phrynosomatidae. Gene Ontology annotation, biological process: cell communication. Gene Ontology annotation, cellular component: connexin complex. The transcript has a single exon.
GGGAAAGUCUGGUUAACUGUGCUCUUCAUCUUCCGGAUGCUUGUCCUGGGCACAGCUGCAGAGUCCUCUUGGGGUGAUGAACAGUCUGACUUCAUGUGCGACACCAGGCAACCUGGUUGCGAGAAUGUCUGCUAUGACAAAGCUUUCCCGAUCUCCCACAUCAGAUACUGGGUCCUUCAGAUUAUCUUUGUCUCCACCCCUUCCCUGCUGUACAUGGGACAUGCAAUGCACACGGUGCGCAUGGAGGAGAAAAGGAAACUUAAGGAGGCCAAGGAAGGCUCAAGGGCAAUCCAGAGCAAGAGUGAUGCUUUCCACCAGCAGGAAUAUCCAGCGCCAGAGAAGACUGAACUUUCCUGCUGGGACGAGCCAAGUGGGAGGAUCAUUCUUCAAGGCACUUUGCUGAACACCUAUGUCUGCAGCAUUUUAAUCCGUACUGCUAUGGAGGUAGCCUUCAUUGUAGGGCAAUACAUGCUCUAUGGAAUCUUCCUUGAGACCCGCUACAUUUGUAAUCGGCAACCAUGCCCUCAUCCAGUCGACUGCUAUGUUUCUCGGCCAACAGAGAAGAACAUCUUUAUUGUUUUUAUGCUUGCUGUGGCAGCACUCUCUCUCUUUUUAAGCCUGGCUGAACUGUAUCAUUUGGGAUGGAAAAAAGCCAAGCAGAGGUUCUCCCGCUCUUGCAAGAACAGCCCUAGCUCAGAUACUGGGAUACAGGAGGCAGAUUCCCAAGGGAAGAAAAUGACACAGAGCUGCACCCCUCCACCAGAUUUUAAUCAGUGUUUGGCCAACCCUGAUGGGAAGUAUAUCAGCCCCUUCAGUAACAAAAUGGCUUCUCAACAGAACACAGCCAAUUUUGCAACAGAGAGGGUUCACAGCCAAGAUGAUACCAUUGGGGAAGGUCCAUUUAUCCAGGUUAACUAUACACAGAAUCCUGAGGCCAGUAAUGGUUCUGCACCCAGCUUGCUCCCCAAUGGCUACUUCCAUGAUAAACGCAGGCUCAGUAAAACAAGCCGCGCCAGCAGUAAGGCUAGGUCUGAUGACUUGUCUGUGUGAAUUGCAAGUGGGAGG